AUGGUUAUGUGGAUCUUUAAGCGCGAUGGGCGCAAAGAGCCGGUCGCUUUUGACAAGGUCACUGCUCGCAUCAACAAACUCUCCUACGGUCUCGACCCCAACUUCGUCGAACCCGCGGAGAUCACCCAGAAGGUCGUCCAGGGUAUCCACGCUGGUAUCACCACCGUCGAGCUUGACAACCUUGCCGCUGAGACCGCCGCGUACCUCACCACCAAACACCCGGACUAUGCGAUCCUCGCUGCGCGUAUCGCCAUCUCCAACCUCCACAAGGAGACUGAAAAGGUCUUCUCCUCGGUCGUCCACAACCUCUACUCAUGGACCAACCCCAAGACCGGCAAGCACUCGCCCAUGAUUGCCGAUGAUGUCUACAAGAUCAUCAUGGACAACAAGGACGUGCUCGACUCGGCCAUCAUCUACAACCGUGACUUUGCCUACAAUUACUUUGGCUUCAAAACCCUCGAGCGGUCCUACCUCCUCCGGGUCAACGGUAAAAUCGUCGAGCGUCCCCAGCACAUGAUCAUGCGUGUCGCUGUCGGUAUCCACGGCGCCAACAUUGACAAGGUUAUCGAGACGUACAACCUCAUGUCGGAGCGGUACUUUACCCACGCCUCCCCCACCCUCUUCAACGCCGGUACCCCCAACCCCCAAAUGUCGUCCUGCUUCCUCGUCGCUAUGCGGGACGACUCGAUCGAGGGUAUCUACGAGACCCUCAAGACCUGCGCGCAGAUCUCCAAGACUGCAGGCGGUAUCGGCCUCCACAUCCACAACAUCCGCGCCAAGGGGUCCUACAUUGCCGGUACCAACGGGUACUCGAACGGUAUCGUCCCUAUGCUGCGUGCGUUCGAUGCUACUGCGCGGUACGUCGACCAGGGCGGAAACAAGCGUCCCGGUGCGUUCGCCAUCUACCUCGAGCCCUGGCACGCGGACGUGUUUGAGUUCCUCGACCUCCGGAAGAACCACGGAAAGGAGGAGGUCCGCGCCCGUGACCUCUUCUACGCCCUCUGGAUCCCCGACCUCUUCAUGAAGCGGGUCGAGUCGGACGGCGACUGGACACUCAUGUGCCCGGCCGAGUGCCCGGGACUGGCGGAUGUCCACUCGGAGAAGUUUGAGGAGCUGUACACGGGGUACGAAAAGGCGGGCAAGGGGCGCAAGACCAUCAAGGCGCAGAAGCUCUGGUUUGCCAUCCUCGAGGCCCAGACCGAGACCGGCGGACCCUUCAUGCUCUACAAGGACGCGGCCAACUCCAAGUCCAACCAGCAGCACCUCGGGACCAUCAAGUCGUCCAACCUUUGCACGGAGAUCAUCGAGUACUCGGCUCCGGACGAGGUCGCCGUCUGCAACUUGGCGUCCCUCGCCCUCCCCGCGUUCGUCGACAUGGAGAAGCGGGUCUAUGACUUUAAGAAGCUCCACGAGAUCACCAAGGUCGUCACCAAGAACCUGGACCAGGUCAUUACGCGCAACUACUACCCCGUCGUCGAGGCGCAAAACUCCAACAUGCGCCACCGGCCCGUCGGCCUCGGUGUCCAGGGUCUUGCGGAUGCCUUUAUGGCGCUCCGCAUGCCCUUCGAGUCGCCCGCGGCUCGGGAGCUCAACAUACAGAUCUUUGAGACCAUCUACCACGCCGCCCUUGAGGCGUCAUGCGAGAUGGCUCGGGAUCUGGGCAAGUACGAGACGUACGAGGGCUCGCCCAUGUCGCAGGGCAAACUCCAGUUUGAUCUUUGGGGCCGUGUCCCCACGGAUCUCUGGGACUGGACUACCCUCCGCGCCCAAAUCAAGGAGCACGGCGUCCGCAACUCCCUCCUCGUCGCUCCUAUGCCUACCGCCUCCACCUCGCAGAUCCUCGGAUGGAACGAGUGCUUUGAGCCGUACACGUCCAUGCUGUACGCUCGGCGCGUGCUGUCUGGCGACUUCCAGGUCGUAUGCCCCUGGCUUCUCCGAGACUUGAUCAACUUGGGUCUCUGGGACGACAACAUGAAGAAUCUCAUCAUCGCCGCCGGCGGUUCUAUCCAGAACAUCCCCUCCAUCCCCGCCGACCUCAAGUCGAUCUACAAGACGGUGUGGGAGAUUAGUCAGAAGGCCGUCAUUGACCUCGCGGCGGACCGUGCUGCCUUUAUCGACCAGAGUCAAUCGCUCAACAUUCACCUCGCCAACCCCUCCUUCUCCCAGCUCACCUCCAUGCACUUUUACGGCUGGAAGCGCGGGCUCAAGACCGGUAUCUACUACCUCCGCACCAAGCCCUCGGCGCAGGCUAUCCAAUUCACCAUUGACGCCUCGACCGCCAAGCAGGCCAAAUCCAACGCUGCUGCCGCCGCUACCGCCUCGGCAUCAGCCAGCGCGGCCAUCGCCCUCCCUGUCCCUGCACCCACGCCCAAUGCCGGAACAUCGGUCAACUCGCUCAUUGCCCCCCUCCGUCAGGUCUCCAUUGCCACUACGGCGCCCAAGGGCCCCGAGGCGGUGCCCGAGUCGGUCAGCAAGCGGGACUCGUCACCCGGUCCGAGCGAGGAGGAGGAGAUGACGUAUGAAGAGGCCAAGCGGAGGGCGGACGAGCGCGCAGAGGCGGCCCUCCAGUGCUCGAUCGAUAACAAGGAUGCGUGCAUGAUGUGCUCGGGAUAG
This is a messenger RNA of Dioszegia hungarica, 2613 nucleotides long. Its product is annotated as ribonucleotide reductase. The transcript has 4 exons. Lineage: Eukaryota; Fungi; Basidiomycota; Tremellomycetes; Tremellales; Bulleribasidiaceae. Gene Ontology annotation, molecular function: ATP binding; ribonucleoside-diphosphate reductase activity, thioredoxin disulfide as acceptor. The record is from RefSeq and is a predicted model, not a curated record. Gene Ontology annotation, cellular component: ribonucleoside-diphosphate reductase complex. Gene Ontology annotation, biological process: DNA replication; deoxyribonucleotide biosynthetic process. The coding region runs from base 1 to 2613 and encodes 870 amino acids.